Calypte anna (Anna's hummingbird) is the source of this 1685-nucleotide messenger RNA. RefSeq names its product solute carrier family 22 member 13. NCBI's taxonomy places the organism in Eukaryota, Metazoa, Chordata, Aves, Apodiformes, Trochilidae. Gene Ontology annotation, cellular component: membrane. The record is from RefSeq and is a predicted model, not a curated record. Gene Ontology annotation, biological process: transmembrane transport. Gene Ontology annotation, molecular function: transmembrane transporter activity.
AGCUCUGUCCUCUUCCAGACACGGCUGCCAAUGUCAGGCGUCGGGGAAAUUUUGAAAGCAGUUGGGGAUUUUGGGCUGUUUCAGAAGAGGCUGGUGCUGCUCACCGUGGUUCCAUGCCUCAGUGUGGCUUUCCAUCAGUUUUGCCAACUUUUUAUGGUUCCAAACCUGCCUCACCACUGUGACACCAGCUGGAUCCGGGCCGUUGGGCCCAACCUGACAGAGGAAGAGCAGCUGAACCUCACCCUGCCCCGGGAUGCGGAUGGGGAGUAUGAGCAGUGCUCCAGGUACUCACCAGUGGACUGGGACCUGGGCUCCAUCAUGGAAUACGGCCUGAACGCCACGGAGAAAUGCAUCGAUGGCUGGGUGUACCCCUCAGCACAGCCACCGUCCCUGCUGACUGAGUUUGACCUGGUGUGUGACAGGAGGGACCUAGAUGACAUCUCCCAGGCUGUCUACAUGAUGGGGCUGUUCCUAGGAUGCAUGAUCUUUGGGCCACUAAGUGACAGGAUUGGCCGCCGUCCUGUCAUCCUCAUCUCCAUCUCCCUCCAGGCCUUGUUUGGUGUAGGAAUUGCCUUUGUGCCCCACUUCUAUGUCUACAUGGCCUUCAGAUGUGUUGUGGGGGCUUCUGUUACAGGGAUCACCGUGUCAAUGCUGGCGUUAGCCACAGAAUGGAUUGGUGUCACCUCCAGGCCAACAGCUGUGCUUGUUUCUCAUUGUUGCUUUGCCAUUGGGGAGAUGAUUUUGGCUGGACUGAGUUAUGGCAUUCGCCACUGGAGGCUGCUGCAGAUUGCAGGAUCUGCUCCCAUUUUUGCCUUUUUCUUCUACACCCAGGUGCUGCCAGAAUCACCUCGUUGGCUGGUCAUAAAAGGCAGAAUAGAAGAAGCUAAGAAGGUCCUACAGAAGGCAGCAUCCACCAACAAGCACACCAUCCCACCAGAACUCCUGGAGCAGUUGAAGCCUGAGGCACAGAUCAAGUCUGGAAGUAUUCUGGAUCUCUUUGGAAGAAAGCACCUCCUGAAGGUGACUUUAAUCAUGUCCUGUGCCUGGUUUGUGAACAGUCUUGUCUACUAUGGUCUGAGUCUGAAUGUGACAAAUUUUGGUGUGGACAUCUACCUGACCCAGCUUGCCUUUGGAGCAGUGGAAAUCCCAGCACGUGUUGGUUGUAUCUUUGUUCUGCAAAGGUUUGGGAGGAGGAAACCCCAGGCUAUCCUGAUGCUGCUGAGUGGCCUGGUGUGUCUGAUCAUCAGUGGCAUCCCUGAAGACCAAGCUUGGUUGAUCACCAUCUUGGCCAUCACUGCAGUUCACAGCCUCCUCUUCCUUCUCCACCUCCUACGUCUACACCGCAGAGCUCUUCCCCACGUCAUCAGGUCCAUGAAAAUGCCAACAGCACCUCCGAAAGAAGAACAUGAAAGGAAAAGUGUCCAAGUCAAUGAGUCCACAACGACCACAUACUUCUAGCUAGCUGCAACGGGGCUGCAGCAGAACCAACCAGCUCGUGCCGGGCAGGUCCCAGGUGCAGACCCCCCACACCUCUCCAGCUCACAGACAACUCCGUUUUUCCCUUUCCUCUUUUGCCUCGUACCCCCCUCUAUAGCUGCUCCUCAGCACUGCAUCCCCCUGCUGCUCUGCAUCUCCCACUGGAGGAAAGCUGAGGCUCUUCAUUUCAGAAAAAAAAAAAAAAGAAA